GAUUCAGAUAUCGCCGAGUCUUACAAUAUAAUCAGAUAUAACUUUGAUUAAGUAGAGGUUAGGACAUAAUUGUUUGUCAGAUUAUCUAAUCAUGUGUUAGACAAACUAGUGAAGAGAUUUCACCAGCGGAUGUCAAAAUCUUCACAACAUUUAUCAUCAGUUUGAGGGAGAAGUCAGCGCGACAGCUGUGAUUUUGUGAUGGCAGAACCGCAGCAACAGUUGGUAGACAUCGACCCGGAUUUUGAACCUCUCUCCCGGCCGCGCUCAUGCACCUGGCCGCUGCACCGACCUGAAUGCGCCGAGCCGGGGAGCUCAAACACAUCCUCCCCGGCACCCUCCGUCAAGCCGGAGCAAGGCAUCGUGGACUUUAUCAACAGUUUAAGUUUACUCGAGGAGACCGAGGACUACCCGGAGGAGAAGCCCGUGCUUCUGUGUAACGACUUCCACAGCCAGGACAACUGCGUUCAUCCCCAGCCGUUGCAUCCACAGCAGCCGAAUCCCCAGCUGACGCACCCGCAACAGGUGCCGCCUCUCCCCGCCCCUGCCAGCAGCUCCAGCCCUGCAGCCGCCCAGAGGAAGAGCAGCUCGUCUCGUAGGAACGCAUGGGGGAAUAUGUCAUACGCUGAUCUCAUCACCAAGGCGAUUGAGAGCUCCCCUGAGAAGCGGCUCACCCUGUCCCAGAUCUACGAGUGGAUGGUGAAGAGCGUGCCUUACUUCAAAGAUAAGGGCGACAGCAACAGCUCAGCCGGCUGGAAGAACUCAAUCAGACACAAUCUGUCCCUGCACAGUCGUUUCGUUCGGGUGCAGAAUGAAGGAACAGGGAAGAGCUCGUGGUGGAUGCUGAACCCUGAAGGAGGCAAAAGUGGAAAGUCUCCACGCAGGAGAGCCACUUCCAUGGACAACAACAGCAAGUUCACAAAGAGCCGUGGACGAGCAGCAAAGAAAAAGAUGUCCUUACAAGCUGGACUGGAAGGUGGUUCCAACAGUCCUGGUUCUCAGUACCCAAAAUGGCUUGGCAGCCCCAACUCUCAUAGCAAUGAUGAUUUUGAACCCUGGACCACCUUUCGUACACGCGCCAGCUCCGAUGCCAGCACACUUAGUGGACGCCGUUCACCCUUUCUACCCGAAGAGGACCUGAAUGAGGCCGUUGAGGUCCACAUUGGGUACCCAGGUACCAUAGGCACCAAGCUGGGUGGCCCCCUCCCCAGCCUGUCUGAAGUGGCAGGUUCCUUGGGUCACCAUGGGUCUGAGAAUGUGAUGAUGGAUAAUCUGCUAGACAACCUCAACCUCAUCUCACCCAAAAAUAACGGUCAGGGCAGCCAAGACGCCCAGCCUAUGAUGCAGGGUAGUACUGGAUACUCAUCUUACAACUCCCCCAAUAUGGGCCCUCACCCUCAACCCCAAGUCCAACAAGACUACCGGAAGUGCAUGUAUGGUCAGGGAGGAGUUGGGGGACUGAGUCCCAUUGCCAUACCAACUUUAUCGGACAGUAAACCCGGAGGUUACGGACCUUUUGUGGGUCCGUAUAAUUGCGCUGCUGGGUUGCUUAAAGAGCUGUUGACCACAGAUGCCGAUCCAAGAGUCGAGCUGAUGCAGUCUUUGGGGUCUCAGACUGGGGAAGGGGGACGUGUGCUACCAACCUAUGUUAGUCAGGAUCAAUUGGGACAAGGGGGCAAAAUGAUGGGCCCUCAUGCACACCAGCACCCACAUCCGCACCUGCACACGCGCCCAAGAUUGCUUCAUCUGUUGCCCUCUCCGGCUAUGGGUAUAAAUGGGUGUACCAUGUUGCCCCAUGGGCAUCCUGGUUGCCUUGGCAACAUGAAGCCCCAAUUACUCCUGCCUCACAAUCAUCCCGCACAGCUGGGAAGAGUUUGCAGUGAGGCGGGGUUGCCAAGUUACAGCAGCACCAAUGGCAACGGCUUCCACAGGCAUGGACCGGUACCUCACCACCAUGGACAUCCUGAGCGGUUGCCCAGUGACUUGGAUGAUAUGUCCAUUGAGCAGCUAGAAUGUGACGUUGAGACUGUCCUUCAUGAUACGCUCAUGGAUGGUGAUGCGCUAGACUUCAAUUUUGACCCCAUGAGCAGUCAGCAGAGUUUCCCUCACGGGUGUGUGCAUACACCUCAUCAGCUGUUUACCUCAACACAGACAGAACCUCUGCAGCCAAUCAGCAGAGGCCAGUGAAUGUUCGCUAUGUACUGAUUACAGUACAUUGUUCCAGUAGACUUCAUGAUUGUCGGGAUUCAUUUUAAUCUGGAUAUGCUUUUGGUUAGUCCAAAUGUAAAUAAGCUGGCUAGUCAGAGAUCAUUGCUGUUUUGUACAUAUUUGUCUCUCAUAUUGGCACUGUAGGUCACUAAAAUUCAGGGCAGAACUGUGCAUCACAUUAAAUAAACUGGAAUGGUGUUUUUAAUGUAUAGUGUAUUUUACAUUAUAGUUCAUUUUUGCAUUUCAGGUUGUUGAAUUGAAUGCCUUUUGUACAGAGAUGUAUAUCUUUGUUGUACCAAUGGGAUGGUAAAUCAAAUGUUUAUACUAAAGUGUAUUUGUAAAUUGCAUCUUCUUACUGAUCUAAGUUCUCAUUUCCAAGAACCCCUACCAGACUUUUAAAGUCUGGUUAUUGUGGCCUUUUUGCUUUUUUAUAAAAUAGGAUAUUUUCUCAAACUGCUGGAAAAAAUUCCUUCAGAGAUAUUCCCUGUAAUUUAUGUGUUGAAUAAUCUGUACUUUGUGCCUUCCCCUCUUACAAACUUGCAUUCGGGUCAAUGACAUGGUUAUGCACAUGUUUUGAGUCCGGCUCUAUUCAUUUAUAAAAAAUAAAAAUAAAAAACAUAAAUGCAUUUCACACAUAUUGACUUUCAAUUUUCAAAAUAAAAGUCAAAUUGGUUUAAUCGUCCUGAAAUCAUAACAGAGAAAAAUAGUUUUUUUUUUAAGGUUCAGGUAGUCAAAUGUCAGCAAAGAUAUUUGUUUAAAAAAAUACUUUUUUCCUUAAAAAAUAUGUUUGAAAAUCUUUUAUAUUAUAUACAUUUAAGGUGUAAACAAAACAUGUUAUUACAUUUUAAUUGAUGGUUACACCACUGAGUCAAUAAAUAUAAAAAUGUUCCAAAAUUAUUUUUUUUUCCAGAAACCUACAUGAAUACAAAGACUAAUAGCAAGAUUGAAUAAAUGUACAGUAUAAUACUCCCAGUGAAGGUCACUAGAAAAAAAAAAAAGUUUACUUCAAGUUUACUUCAAGCUUAAUCUGAGUCUUUCUGAGGGGGCCGGGCUAAAAAUCUCCUCAAAAGGCUUUCUCCAUUUUUGUAUUUUUGACAGAGAUUAUAUAAUGAUUUAGUGAAAUUAACAAUUGUUCUGUCUGUGUUCUUGUCUUAAUAUUAAGUUUCCACUGUAGCACACAGAUAUGUGUUGUAUACAUUAUACAUGCAUUGUAACUGCAAAAUAUUUAAUGCUUUGAGAUUUUCAGUAUGUGGGAGAUGUUUCUAUCCAAACAGUGAGGAGAACCAUGAAGGGUUUGUAAAUUAUUAAGAAUAUUUGAAACAUAUGCAUAUAUUUUUAAGUGCUUUAAUACAACUAUCCAAAAACUGUCGUUUAUAGUAAUUUUAAUCUCUCUAUAAAUAGUAAAAGUAUGCAUUUGUUUGUGUUUUUGUUAUCUGAUCACAUCUGUGUAUGUAAUUUUACAUUUAAUUGAUUUUGUGCUGAAUGAUUUUAUUUUUACAUUUGGUCUUUGUUUUGUCUGUUUGAAUCUUUUUGGCAUGUAAAUAGUGUUGAUUUAGUCUUAUUUAACAACCACAAAUAUCAUUGGCUAGAUUUGACUCUAAUCAUUUUUUAAUGGAUGAAUUAGUCUCUAAAUGUAUUAGUGAUGGUUUGUGUAUUUGCUGAUUCUAAUGUUGUUGUCUAUCAUGACCUGAUUGACAUGGGGAGAUGUGUUCCUAUGGCACUGUAGCCAUUUGUAAAUUAGAAACAUGUACUGGUCACACAGUCCUUGUCAGAACCACAAUGCUUUUAUAGACUAGCUCUACAUGGAGGAAGUGCCUGAUAAUACUAUAAUGUAAUUAAACAGUUAUGACAAAUUGUUGAUUUAUAAGUUAACAAAAGACAAUGCAGCUGUUACAUGAAGCCAUAAUUGUAUAUAAAGGUAUGAAUAACAAUUAAAGUCUGUCAUUAUUGUAGCUGUAUGUAGCUGUAUGUAAAUAUGUUUGAAUGUUGGAAGAAAUCUGUUUGGGUAUUGUGUACAUGUUUAUGUAAAAGUGGGUGUUUGUGUUGGUGACAAUGUAUAAGUAUGUUUGUGUCCAUUCAGGUCAUUACCUGAGAUGCAAAGAGAGUGUGAGAGACCUCAUGCGUCUGUUCUUUAAUCUGUUUAACAACAUUAGUUUACAUGAACUAACAAUAAUUUUACAGCCUUUAUUACUCUUAGUUAAUGUUAAUUUCAACAUAUAGUAAUACAUUUUUAAAACCAAAAAUUGUGUUUGUUAACAUUAGUUAUA
Myxocyprinus asiaticus (Chinese sucker) is the source of this 4472-nucleotide messenger RNA. RefSeq names its product forkhead box protein O1-B-like. NCBI's taxonomy places the organism in Eukaryota, Metazoa, Chordata, Actinopteri, Cypriniformes, Catostomidae. The coding region runs from base 199 to 2184 and encodes 661 amino acids. Gene Ontology annotation, cellular component: nucleus. Gene Ontology annotation, molecular function: RNA polymerase II cis-regulatory region sequence-specific DNA binding; DNA-binding transcription factor activity, RNA polymerase II-specific. The record is from RefSeq and is a predicted model, not a curated record. The transcript has 4 exons. Gene Ontology annotation, biological process: regulation of transcription by RNA polymerase II.